GCGGCGGGCGGCCGGGGCAACCGGCGGCGCGGGAGGGCCGCCAGGGGGUGCCGGCGCGGGCCCCGCUAGCUGCCCUCCGCCUCAGGCGGGGCCAUGGCAGCGGGCGAGCGGGCGGCGGAGCCGCUGGCGGAGCUCAGCCACUACGUGGUGGCGCGGCCCAUCUACAGCGAGGCGGGCUUCCAGGACGAGAACGAGCGGCACCCGCCGCUGCCGCCGACGCUCCGCGAGCGGGCGCAGGCCGCCUGCAGAUGUUCGAGAAAAAGGGCCUUUCAGGUUGCUAAGUCCUUCCUGCCCAUUCUGGAGUGGCUGCCCAACUACCGGGUGAAGGAGUGGCUGAUCAGCGACAUCAUCUCGGGGGUCAGCACCGGCCUCGUUGCCACCUUGCAAGGUUUGGCAUAUGCUUUGCUGGCUGCAGUUCCUGUUGGAUAUGGUCUCUAUUCUGCCUUUUUUCCCAUCCUGACGUACUUUUUCCUGGGAACAUCAAGACACAUCUCAGUUGGUCCUUUCCCUGUAGUCAGUUUGAUGGUGGGAUCUGUUGUAUUGAGCAUGGCCCCUGAUGAUAAUUUUCUCAUAGGCAGUAGUAAUGCUACAGGGACUAAUGUUACUGGGACACUGAUAGACACUGAAUCCCGAGAUGCACAGAGAGUGCUGAUUGCUAGUACACUCACAUUUCUGGUUGGAAUUUUACAGGUAAUAUUUGGAGUCCUUCAGAUUGGUUUCAUUGUGAGAUACCUUGCAGACCCACUCGUUGGGGGAUUCACAACUGCAGCUGCUUUUCAAGUGUUUGUGUCACAAUUGAAAAUAGUCCUAAAUGUUUCAACAAAAAACUAUAACGGUGUCCUUUCCAUAAUAUAUACUCUUAUUGAAACAUUUGAAAAAAUUGGGACCACCAACAUCGCAGAUCUUGUUGCUGGACUCCUCACCAUUGUUAUCUGCAUGGUAGUUAAAGAAAUAAACGAUCGGUUCAAACACAAGAUACCUAUACCUAUACCAAUAGAAGUUAUUGUGACAAUAGUAGCCACUGGUAUUUCAUAUGCUGCUGACUUCGAGAAAAAAUACAAUGCAGGCAUUGUUAAGAGCAUUCCAAGAGGAUUUUUGCCUCCUGAACCUCCAGAUGUCAGCCUGUUUUCCCAGAUGAUAGCAGCCUCCUUUUCUAUUGCUAUUGUUGCUUAUGCUAUUGCCGUAUCUGUGGGGAAAGUAUAUGCAACCAAGUAUGACUACACUGUUGAUGGAAACCAGGAAUUUAUUGCUUUUGGGAUCAGCAACAUUUUUUCAGGUGCCUUUUCUUGUUUUGUUGCAACUACUGCUCUUUCACGGACUGCAGUCCAGGAAAGUACAGGUGGAAAGACUCAGGUUGCUGGUAUAAUCUCAGCUGGGAUUGUUUUGAUUGCCAUUGUUGCCCUGGGAAAAUUGCUAGAGCCCUUACAAAAGUCUGUGUUGGCAGCUGUAGUCAUAGCUAACUUGAAAGGAAUGUUCAUGCAGGUGUUUGACGUUCCUCGUCUGUGGAGACAGAAUAAAGUGGAUGCUGUGAUCUGGGUUUUCACAUGUGUAGCAUCCAUCAUUCUGGGACUUGAUUUGGGAUUACUUGCUGGCCUUUUGUUUGGAUUGCUGACAGUUGUGCUGAGAGUUCAGUUUCCUUCAUGGGGUGGCUUUGGAAACAUUCCUGGCACAGACAUCUACAAGAAGGUCAAGGACUACAAAAAUGUUAUAGAACCAGAAGGUGUGAAGAUUCUCAGGUUCUCAAGUCCAAUUUUUUAUGCUAACAUUGAUGGACUGAAAAGCAGCCUCAAAUCCACAGUGGGAUUUGAUGCAGUCAAGGUAUAUAAUAAGAGACUCAAAGCACUGAGGAAGAUACAAAAGCUAAUCAAGAAGGGGAAAUUAAAGGCUACUAAGAAUGGCAUCAUCAGUGAGCCUGGUGUUAAUAAUGAAGCUUUUGAGACUGAUGAGGAACCUGAAGACAACCAAGAUCUUCAAGUUCCCACCAAAGAAGUAGAGAUCCAGGUGGACUGGAAUUCAGAACUCCCAGUCAAAGUAAACAUCCCCAAGGUGCCCAUCCACAGUAUCAUUCUUGAUUUUGGAGCAGUAACCUUCUUGGAUAUUGUGGCUGUGAGAUCAAUAAAAACGAUAAUUCGGGAGUUUGAGAGAAUUGAUGUGAGGGUGUACUUUGCUUCAUAUCAAGACAACCUUAUAUCUCAACUGGAACGGAGUGCCUUCUUUGAUGACACUGUCAGGAAAGACAUAUUCUUCUUGACUGUCCAUGAUGCUGUGCUCUAUAUAAGGAAUCAAAUGACAUACAGUGAAAACCAGGAUCCUAUAUUUGAAAAGAUUUCACUCAUGCAGGAGUCUAAACAGUCCAUAGAAUUCACAGAAACAAACCGGCCUGAUGAUGAACUUGAUGUUCAGGAAGAGGCUAUGCGCAGACUUGCUUCAUGAAGAUGGGCUGCUGGUAUUGUCCUACCUGUGAACUCCCAGUAUUUAUCCUCCAGUACUAUAUAAGCAUUUUCUGCAAUGAAACCAAUCUUUGCACUUCAAGAAAAAUCUGAUCGUUUGUGUGAAUGAUACAGAUCUCUAGAAAACUAUGAAUUUUAGCUCACAUUAUCCUGGAAAUAUUUGGACCUUGAUUCAGCAAGCACUUUCCCAUAUGAUGUAUUGAUGAAAAAAAUGAGAAGACCAUUACAAAAGAUGUACUCAGUUUUGCGACUAGUCAGACAGAAGGUGCAUUACAGUGUUUAUCAGUGUGAACAGGAUGAAAAAACUGCUUUGUGGUCUGCCCAGGAGAAUUGAAAGGACCAAAAUCUUUGGAUGGCAAGCUUUUUGCUCUGUAUUUGUACCACACCUAAUGAGAAAGCAGGAAUUCUAGCUGGCCAAGGCUUUGGAUUCUUGAACAUUAGUGUGAGCAUACCUACUGACAAGUCUUGAUAAUGUUUUCUGAGCAAUUCCUUAAGUUGCUGCAGGCUGUUUGACAGCUGAAAUGGGCAACAGAUGAAACAGUCACAAAAACAGAAAACAACAUUGAACUACUAUAAAACUUUAAACAGGAUUAAGUAACCUUUGAAUACAGGUUCAUUAGUUCUGUAUUAGUCCCAUUAUAGAAAUAUUUGCACUACUAUUAAUGAUCAUCCCUAAAACAAAGUAUACACAGAAGAUUAUUUUGGUUAUGUAUCUUUCAUUAAGAGGCAGAUCACGACAUAAAUUAAGGAAACCCUUAGUCCCCAGGUACUUAAUGGAAUCUGUAGAACAGGCUGCUACUGAGUGCAAGUGAGAAAGUCAAAACAUGACCGAGUAUAGAAGUUUGUGGGUCUAUUUUUAAAUGGAAUAGAGGAUUUUAUUUAGUUUAAUAGUUAUAUUUUUAUAUAGCAUAUUUUUUCUUUUAAUCGUCUACAUUAAACUGCUGCUGUUCUUUUAUGUUUCACGGUCCAUAAUGCACAAGUGCAAUAAUUUACAAAAGGAUUUGACUUGCAAAACUUUAAUCCUUACUUUAGGGCUACAUAAAAAAUACAUGUAGGAAAUCAAUGUUCUUACUUUUAAUAAAGAAGAAACGCUUUUUGAUGGAAAACAGACUGCUACCUUUAUUUUUUUUAGCACUAUAUUAAUUUUUUAAAUGCAGAAACCCUUGCAUGGUUAGGGAACAGAUAGUAAGAAAAGUAUAAGAAACAUCCAGGUAUAAAAUCCCUUUUAAGUUUCACAAUGUGGGCUGACUGGUUUCAAUAUGUUCACAUAUUUAAAUCUCCUUAUUUGAUUACAUCAGCAAAAUUUUCAUAUAUCCCACUGCACAGAGAAGAUUUUUGCUGCAAGUAAUGUUAGCAAAGACUCUCGGGUGAAAAGCUAAGCACUACAUAAAUGAUUCCUUAAGGACCUAAGUGAACUCCAUCAAAAUCAGUGAAAAAAAGAAAAUCCAAUAAACUCUGUCAGUAAGUAUCUUAGAGAGUAGGUAACAGCACCAGACUGACAUCUGUAUUCUCUAAUUGACAUAAAAACUUCAGCCUUCAUGACAAUGAAGUUUCUCAUUUCAAAUGCAAUACAGGAUUGAAUUGAGGUGAUACUGAUAUUCCAGUCUAAGCCUGCGAGAUUCAGGUCUGUAUUCAGAGACACAUGCUAUUUGCAUGUCUGCAGGCACCUCCACAAGCUGAUAAUGUGGCAAACCAGGCUGAUGUGCACCUCCUCAGAUGGAAACAUUAAUUUCUCUUUACACUAACGCUUAGGCUCAGCUGUUCUUAUUUGACAGGUCACACUUUUAGCACUGCCUGUUCUCUCCCUUUCCAUUCAUCAGCCUAAUGCAGGAGGUUGGCACUUCUGCCCACGUUAGUGACAAAACUUCCCUGCCAGGCCAUGGCCCCAGCUAAAAUUAACCUGAACAUAAGUUACUGCUGCCAGCGCACAAGGCCAGAAACAGUGGGACAAAGCCAGACACGUUUUUCUGAGCCUGUACUGCUUUUCUAAAGUGGAUGUACAUUCCAUGUAAAAAUACUUUGCCUGGGACUGAUAAAGUGAGCUUUCAGCUCAUUUUUGUGACGAACACACACUAUGGAAAAGAUGCAAGUGGAAUUGUUUUUUCCUUAAGAGAACAUCUGCACUGUGGAGUUUGAGUGUAAAUCCUUACUUGACAGAGAUAUGGGCUUACACUAUUUUUUGAACCUUCUCCAGUUCUUGUCCCUACAGGUAUUUAUAAAAAGCAAUUAAAUAACUGUCUUCCAGUUUUCUUUCCAAAUGCAACACUUCAGCUGGAAUUAAUUAUGAUAAAACACCAUUCGAUGCACUUAUUCUUGGCCCCCAUAUUUCUUCCAGGCAUGGUUGUAUUUGUUCUUAAUUUGUCAAAAAAACAGCAUUUCACACAAAGCCUACAGUUACAUAGAAUGGUACAAUGUGACAUACAGAAGGCAUUAAAAUGUCUUUCACAGUGCUUUGGGGGUAUGCGCGUCUUAAUUUUCUACCUAUGUAUCCCUCAAAAUGAUGGAUACCAAAAUAAUGGAUUUUGCAGUGAAGCUAAAAUUCUCCACAAUUUUGUACUAACAUCUGUGAGUAAUGAAACUAGAUGUGCUCAUGUUGUUCCAGUACAAUGAAGAAGUGAUACUUUGGUAUGCAUUUUGAGCAUUCCCUGCAUGCCAGGUAUUAAAUUUGGACAUGUAUUUUAAGUUUUUUACCUUUAUAAACCCGUGUUUUAAUAGUAAUUGUAUCCAUUAACUAGAAAAUAAAGUUGUACAUUCUGAAAACAU
Molecule: messenger RNA, 5213 nt
Organism: Pezoporus occidentalis (night parrot)
Lineage: Eukaryota; Metazoa; Chordata; Aves; Psittaciformes; Psittacidae
Gene: SLC26A4
Product: solute carrier family 26 member 4
Exons: 20
Coding region: 94-2433 (779 amino acids)
Biological process (GO): transmembrane transport
Cellular component (GO): plasma membrane
Molecular function (GO): bicarbonate transmembrane transporter activity; secondary active sulfate transmembrane transporter activity; chloride transmembrane transporter activity
Source: RefSeq, a predicted model, not a curated record